CUCCACCCACUGUAUCCUGCUGUCCCUCUGACUCCCUCUCUCUAAUGCACAGCUGAGACUGGACCAGCCUUGGUCACAAAGGAAGGAUGAGGCCAUGUGGAAAAGAAAGGACUGAGGGGAAGGAGCCUUCCUGAACCCUUCACUUGAGCCUCCCAACGUUCUGAGAGAGGAGCCAGGUUCGCAGCACCACCGGGCUCAGAGUCCUGUCUGCAUCUUGUGGCAUGAGCCAGAGGUUGCCCAUUUUCCUGGCAGGAUGGAGGGGCUGAACCGGGAUACUUUACUGCCCAGAAGGGAUGCCUGGACUCAGACUUCCCCAGCCAGGAGGAGGAUCAGGCACGCCCAAGUUCAAGGUGCAGGUCAGCUGAAGCUGUCGAUUGAGGCCCAGGACCGGGUUCUGCUGCUCCACAUUAUAGAAGGAAAAGGCCUGAUGAACAAAGAGCCUGGCGUCUGUGAUCCCUAUGUGAAGAUUUCUUUGAUCCCUGAAGAGAAUCGAGCUCGCCGUCAGAAGACACAGACCAUCCCAGACUGCCGAGACCCAGCUUUCCAUGAGCACUUCUUCUUUCCUGUCCAAGAGGAGGAUGAUCAGAAGCGUCUUCUGGUCACUGUUUGGAACAGGGCCAGUGAGUCAAGACGGAGUGGACUCAUUGGCUGCAUGAGCUUCGGGGUGAAGUCCCUCCUGACUCCAGACAAGGAGAUCAGUGGCUGGUACUACCUCCUAGGGGAGGACCUGGGCCGCACCAAGCACCUGAAGGUGGCCAGGCGACGACUGCGGCCCCUGAGAGCCCCACUGCUGAGACUGGCAGGAGGUGAGGAUGCUGAAAAUGGGGAGAAACUCAAGAUCACCAUCCCGAGGGGGAAGGACGGCUUUGGCUUCACCAUCUGCUGCGACUCUCCAGUCCGAGUCCAGGCCGUGGAUUCCGGGGGCCCGGCAGAGCGAGCAGGGCUGCAGCAGCUGGACACAGUGCUGCAGCUGAACGAGAGGCCUGUGGAGCACUGGAAAUGUGUGGAGCUGGCCCACGAGAUCCGGAGCUGCCCUAGUGAGAUCAUCCUGUUGGUAUGGCGCAUGGUCCCCCAGGUCAAGCCUGGGCCAGAUGGAGGGGUCCUGCGGCGGGCCUCCUGCAAAUCAACGCAUGACCUCCAGUCGCCCCCCAACAAGCGGGAGAAGAACUGCACCCACGGGGCCCAGGCGAGGCCUGAGCAGCGUCACAGCUGCCACCUGGUGUGUGACAGCUCAGAUGGGUUGCUGCUCGGCGGCUGGGAGCGCUACACUGAGGUGGCCAAGCAUGGGGGCCAGCAUACCCUACCUGCGCUGUCCCGUGCCACCGCCCCCACCGACCCCAACUACAUCAUCCUGGCUCCUUUGAACCCUGGGAGCCAGCUGCUGCGGCCCGUGUACCAGGAGGAUACCAUCCCUGAAGAGUCAGAGAGUCCCAGCAAAGGGAAGUCCUACUCAGGCCUAGGGAAGAAGUCCCGGCUGAUGAAGACGGUGCAGACUGUGAAGAGCCACGGAAACUACCAGAAUUGCUCAGUCAUGAGGCCACACACUCCACACUCAAGCUACGGCACCUAUGUUACCCUAGCCCCCAAAGUCCUGGUGUUCCCUGUCUUUGUUCAGCCCCUGGAUCUCUGUAACCCUGCCCGGACCCUCCUGUUAUCCGAAGAACUGCUGCUGUACGAGGGGAGGAACAAGGCUGCCCAGGUGACACUGUUUGCCUACUCAGACCUGCUGCUCUUCACCAAGGAGGACGAGCCUGGCCGUUGCAACGUCCUGAGGAACCCCCUCUACCUCCAGAGUGUGAAGCUGCAGGAAGGUUCUUCAGAAGACCUGAAAUUCUGCGUGCUGUAUCUAGCAGAGAAGGCAGAGUGCUUAUUCACUUUGGAAGCGCACUCGCAGGAGCAGAAGAAGAGAGUGUGCUGGUGCCUGUCGGAGAACAUCGCCAAGCAGCAACAGCUGGCAGCGUCACCCCUGGAGAGCAAGAAACUCCACCCCUACGGCUCUCUCCAGCAGGAGAUGGGGCUGGUCAACUCAACCAAUGCUACCCAGGAUAGAAGCGUUACCUCAUCAGGACAGACUCUGAUUGGCUGAGCAAACCCAAGGGCGGGACUCUGCUUCUGGCAACUUAACCCUUUCUUGGGCAUCCCCUACCACACAGUAACCUCACCUCAACUGGACCCAAAAUGGAGGACCAAGAUGGUGGGCCUAGGGUCAUCUGAAGGGAGUGGUCACAAGGGUGUGUGUGGACUGGAAACAGGAGGACCCCAGUGGUUUGAGGUCCUGCGGGUGUGUGCAGAAUGACGUCAGCAAGACUCAAGUGGAGAAGAUGCAGAAGUUCAUUCCCUCCAAGGAGCAGGAGGCUAAAUGGCAUCUGGGCUUCCGGUGGUGGUUCCAGCAUCUGCCUCAGGGGCAGCAGGAGAGGUCGCCCCUGAUGGAGAACAGUGCCACGAUCAGCUGCCACCAGAAGACAUCGCCACCCACUCACUCAUUUGUACACAUUCAGUCAUUCAUUCAGUAGAGAUUUGGGGAGUACCCACUUUAUGCUGGGCUCUGUGCUAGAAGCUGGGGAUACCGUGGAGAACAAGAUGGACGUGGUCUCUGCUGUCAUCAAGAUUUCGGCCCAAGUAGGGAACAAGCAUUACAUAAAUCAGCGCCAACACACACACAGAUGCACACAGGUGACUGCAAACGGUGAUAAUCCUUGAAGGGAAAGAAGGUUCCUUUAGGAAGGAGUUGUCUUCAGAUGGCUUUGUGUGGGAGUGGGGCAGGGGAAAGGACAUAACUUUUAAGCUGAGACUUGGGAAGAAUGUUCCAGGGAGAUAGAGCAGCAUGUGGAGAGUAUCUGAGACAGGGAGGAGCGUGGUGUGCUGGAGGGAGGCGAGCCAACCAAUGUGGCUGGAGCUUAGAGAGGAGAGGCGAGGGGGGGGGCAGACUGUGAGGACUAUUAAUGCUUUAUCGGUUUUAUUCUAGAUACAGUAGGGAGUCAUUGAAGGCUUUUCAGGCAGGAAAUCACAGUGUUGAGGUACAUUUCUCCAGGACCAGAUUGUAGAUGGGAGGGACCCACAUGGUUAUGAGACCAGUUAUGGGCCUCUUCAGUCCUCCAAGUGAGGGGCAGUGGUACCCUGUCCCGGAUGGUGGCUGGGGCAGUGGGUAUGUGAGUGCUAAGCUCUGGGAUGGGAAGAGAUGCUUCUCUGUGCCUCCAACCCUCACCUGCCCUUAUCCUCCACCAUGUCUUGCUCUCUGUGGAUGAGUGAGGACUGGGGUUGUCCUCAUAGAACCCUCUUUUGGCAAGGACUGGCUAGGGACCAGUACGGAGUUCUGGGAGCAUCCCAGAGAGCUGGGAGCAGUGAGUGCUCAGCCUGGCCACGGAGGGAAAAAAUCAGCCCUCAGACCUUAGCAGGGUCUGCCUGGGCUGGCCUUCCACCCUAUACUGAGCAGUCUGUGGGAAGAUGGAACGCAGUUUCCAGUGUUCUGGAAACUGGCUAGGUUUGCUCUUCGUGGAGCUCUGAAGGGAUCAAGACUGUGGCCCAGCGUGGCUCAGCAGCUCUCGUGGAGACCGACCAGCAUGAGGCAGAAGGGAGACCAUCAACAAGACAGCGACUGGAUCCCAGCUCACCUACCACCUGCCCUAAACCCAGCUGGGGCUCAGGCUAGGUUCCUGUCAUACCCUUUUCCUACUGCCAAGACCAGAGAGAGGGAAGCCUGAGGCCAUGGACCUGGGGAACGUGGAGCUUGUGCAAAAGGCUAUCUAUAGGAUCGGGGUCGAUUGCAUAGGAGAAAGGAGUCGGAGAAGCUGGAAGGAUGGCUCAGGCCAGAGACCCUGUGGCCCUGGAUACUGCCUGUGUUGUGUCGUGGAAGACCUCAGUGUCUUUAGAAAAGGGCCUGUGCCCUCAUGAGCGUGAUCAGCUGCUUGGCCACUUGAACCCAAACACCACGGCCUAGGAGAGAGUAUGCCCUUUCCCUCCUGCUUUUCCUGUUUCCGAUCUAGGAACGAUGAGAUAUGUUGAACCAGUGGUCUAAUGUGGGUGGGAUGGCUCAGCCUGUGGCCAGGCCCAUGCCCACCCCACCCCAGCUGGGGAAGAGAUGCUGCCUGGACUGGGACAAGUGAUACAGAGCAUCGCUGUCAGCCAGGGCUCAGCCCGCAGGGUGCAUUCUGAGAGGCUGACAGCUGGGUCUGUGCAGACGGCAAGCUGCACUUUGAUUUCAUUUGACUCCCCUACAAAAUAACAUUAAGGCGAAUGCGAGGCCCAGGAGAAUUGCCUGUCUGGAAAGGCAGCGAGCUUGUUUCUCCUGGACCUGGUGACCUACCUUCGUCUACCAGAUAGGUGCAGAGGACAGGCCAGAGCUCUGGCUGCAGAGGAGAAUGGAGCACCUGAACACAGCACCCAACCCUGGGACCAGGCCUUUCCUCCCAGCUUGUUGUGGCAAACAUCUGCUCAGGAGCCCAGGCCUGGCCUGCUGAAGGGAAACCGGAC
Messenger RNA from Tupaia belangeri chinensis (Chinese tree shrew), 4470 nucleotides. It is a transcript of the gene RGS3, whose product is annotated as regulator of G protein signaling 3. Gene Ontology annotation, molecular function: protein binding. NCBI's taxonomy places the organism in Eukaryota, Metazoa, Chordata, Mammalia, Scandentia, Tupaiidae. The transcript is spliced from 19 exons. The record is from RefSeq and is a predicted model, not a curated record. Gene Ontology annotation, cellular component: nucleus; plasma membrane. The coding region runs from base 254 to 2086 and encodes 610 amino acids.